CUGCUCUGCGCUCUCUACCCUCAUGCCGUCCUCUGAUCCGCUGAUCGCACGAUGAACUCCGGCUUUGUCACCCCGACUGCGAUCGAUGUGCGGGCUUGGCUGUGGGUAGCGAGCUUCCUGUCCUUCGUCUACAGCGUCCUGUGUCUGGCGGCGCGAUUUGUUGGAAAAUGGGAUAUGCUGUGGUGGGACGAUCUGGUCCUGGGAGCUGGGUACAUGGCGAGCGUCGUGCACUGGGGAAUGCUGUUCCACGCCAUCGCAAAGGGCUUGGGUAUCGCAUCGAUUGCCAUAUCCUCCUCUGAUUUGAGCUUUGCUGCAAGGGUGUAUUUUGGCUCGAGGAUUGCAUUCUUUGCGGCGCACUGCCUAUCGAAGCUGUCCAUCAUCGUCUUCACCCGCCGAAUCUUUUCUGGCGAUAUUUAUAAGGAAAAAGUUCUCUUCGGCAUCGCAUAUGCCAUGAUAGUGCUAUAUGGAAUCGCCGGAAUUCUUCUGAGCUCUGCAGGAUGUCGCCCAGACGAGACCUUGGUCGCACGUGUAGACGCCGUCUGCGAUGCAAAUACGGCUCGUUGGGCGGUCAUCACCGUCUGGGACUGCCUGACUGAGCUGAUCAUCCUCGCCAUGCCCAUCUGGUUCAUCAGCAAGAACCAGCUCAAGGCCUCGAAGAAGCGAAUCGUGAUAUUCGUGUACAUGUUCCGACUGAUUGUCAUCGCAUUCUCCAUUGCCACGACCGUCUCGUACUUCAACUUCCUUCACGGCGGCGGCAACAGCAUCUCCAUCUCGCCCGUGGUCGCAUGGCAAGAAGUCCACCUCGGCUUUUCCCUAAUCUCUGCCAGCUUCCCCUGCCUGCGCACCUUCCUCUGGGCCUUCAUGUCUCGCGGGGUCUUGACCAUGUACGGCAACACCACAGUCUCGCACUCCGAGAGCAGAUCACAAGGUGCCAGUCUCCAGCUCCGAUCCAUGACCAAAUCCCAAACCGAGCAGCAACAACAACAACAACCACCACCACCACCGCCACUUAACAGCGACCGCCCACGAUUACGACCCGAGUCCCAAUUCGAAUACAGCGUGCACGUGCGCGGAGACGCUCCCGAAAGUACAGGGAAGAACAACAACAGUAGUACCAGAAGAAAGAAAUUCCCGCAUCAUGAUUUAUACAUUUCGCGCAAGAAAAGCGAUGAUUCAGACCAGAUGAUUAUUCGGCAGGAAACUUCUUAUAGGGUGGAAAGUUCGAGCUUCAGUACUUAUUUGUGCCGGGAUGCCUGAAUAGAACAUCCGAAAGAGCGAGAAUUCCAGGGUGAUUUAAAAAAAAAAUAUAUGACAAGAUGAUGAUUCGAGAUGAGAUACCCCCCAACGUGAGUGACACUUCAGACAGACUCAUUUAUAUCAAGUAGAACAGACUACAUUCCUCAACAUUUAGC
Molecule: messenger RNA, 1412 nt
Organism: Sphaerulina musiva SO2202
Lineage: Eukaryota; Fungi; Ascomycota; Dothideomycetes; Mycosphaerellales; Mycosphaerellaceae
Exons: 3
Coding region: 52-1257 (401 amino acids)
Source: RefSeq, a predicted model, not a curated record